AGAUCUUUUCUGCGAUAAAAUGAAUCCUGUGCGCCUCUUCAUCUUUGCUGCUUUUCUAUGCAGCUGCCUUGCUUUGGAAUGCUACAGUGGUCAGACCGCCUUUGGAGUCGAUCUAGGCAAGUCCACGGAAACGUGUAAGAAUUCGAAUGACUACUGCUUCAACGCUACUAUUGAUAAGAUAAAUAUUAAGAAAUUCGGGUGCAGAUCAUCAUUGGAAUGUACGUUGGCUAACAACGAGUGCAUCAGCAAGGAGUUUGAUGGCUAUACUGGUGUGAAGUUUUGCUGCUUCUUUUGUGAGAACUUCGUCAUUCAACAGAAAAAGGAAGCAACACACGUACUAUGAGGCCUUGGUUUCAACAAACCUACCACAAUUUUGAGAAUAACCGGAUUUUUAUAGAUUAGAAUUAUGAAUGAGACUAGAAUUAAUAACAAGCUGGAGCCUUAAUUAGCGCAAUGUUUGUAACUACUGUAUGUUUGAAAGCUAUUUGGAAAUU
Cylicocyclus nassatus is the source of this 494-nucleotide messenger RNA. The record is from the annotation of a GenBank genome assembly. NCBI's taxonomy places the organism in Eukaryota, Metazoa, Nematoda, Chromadorea, Rhabditida, Strongylidae.